This is a messenger RNA of Grammomys surdaster, 1070 nucleotides long. It is a transcript of the gene Kif23, whose product is annotated as kinesin family member 23. The annotation marks the transcript as partial. Lineage: Eukaryota; Metazoa; Chordata; Mammalia; Rodentia; Muridae. The transcript has 5 exons. The record is from RefSeq and is a predicted model, not a curated record.
AACCUUUGACUGAAGUGAUUCUACAGAGCUUCCCACCUCUGCCCCCAUGCAAGCUUUUGGAUAUCAAUGAUGAGGAGACCUUUCCAAACAUGAUUGACGCUUUGGAGAAACGGCAUCGCCAACGACAACUAUGGAUUGAGGACCUUACCAAACGAUGUGUAGCUUUCAAAGCCUUACUAAAAACAUUUGACAGUUCUCUAUCAAAUAAAGAAAACUACAUUCAGGAAAAACUAAAUGAAAAAGAAAAAUUGAUCUCGGGACAGAAAUCGGAAAUAGAACAACUGGAAAAGAAAAACAAAACUUUGGAGUACAAGAUUGAGAUUUUGGAGAAAACAACUACAAUCUAUGAAGAAGAUAAGCGCAAUCUGCAGCAGGAACUUGAAAGCCAGAAUCAGAAGCUUCAGCGGCAGGUUUCUGACAAGCGCAGAUUAGAAGCCAGGUUGCAAGGCAUGGUGACAGAAAUGUCGAUGAAGUGGCAGAAGGAAUGUGAACGUCGGGUAGCAGCCACCCAGCUAGAGAUGCAGAAUAAACUCUGGGUCAAAGAUGAAAAGCUCAAACAGCUGAAGGCCAUUGUGACUGAACCCAAACCUGAGAAGCCAGAGAGACCCUCCCGGGAGCGGGACCAGGAGAAAAUCAUUCAGAGAUCUGUCUCUCCUUCUCCUAUGCCUCUUUCUAGUAACAAUAUUGCUCAGCUUUCCAACGGCCAGCAGCAGCUCAUGAGCCAGCCACAGCUCCACAGACGCUCUAACUCUUGCAGCAGCAUUUCUGUAGCUUCCUGUAUUUCGGAAUGGGAGCAGAAACUAUCUCCAUUCAGCACACCUGUCAAUGUCACCUCUCUUGCAAGGCCUAGGCAGCAGGAGCCAGGACAAAGUAAAACGUGUGUCGUGUCAGACAGAAGGCGAGGGAUGUACUGGACUGAAGGCAGGGAGAUGGUCCCUACAUUCAGCAGUGAAAUAGGCGUAGAAGAGGACCAUUGUCGCAGGGUUAGUCCAGCGUUCUUUAAAGCCUUGUAGUGAUAGACUUCCUCUCCUCUGCUCUUUGUAACUUGAUUCUGGAAGUUCAAUGGAAAG